Molecule: messenger RNA, 3120 nt
Organism: Hibiscus syriacus
Lineage: Eukaryota; Viridiplantae; Streptophyta; Magnoliopsida; Malvales; Malvaceae
Product: disease resistance protein RUN1-like
Exons: 4
Coding region: 1-3120 (1039 amino acids)
Biological process (GO): signal transduction; defense response
Molecular function (GO): ADP binding
Source: RefSeq, a predicted model, not a curated record
AUGGCUUCUUCUUCUUCUUCUCAAUUGGAGUAUCAUGUUUUCUUGAGCUUCAGAGGCGAAGACACGCGUCUUAGCUUCACCAGCCAUCUUCUCAAAGCUUUGAACGAAACCGGGAUAAAUGUCUUCUUCGAUGAAACAGAACUGAAAAAAGGGGAGCAGCUUUCACUAGCACUUUCCCGAGCAAGUGCAGCAUCGAAUCUCUCUAUAAUCGUCUUGUCUAUGGACUAUGCUUCUUCGAAAUCAUGCUUAUCUGAACUCUCUGACAUCAUGGAGCACAAGCACACUCGACAACAUAUUGUUCUUCCCAUCUUUUACCAUGUUGAUCCUUCUCAUGUCCGACAUAUUGGUGGGAGUUUCAAGGCUUCCUUUGAAGAUCAUGAAUCGAACAGGCUAUUCGAUGAAGUGAAGCGAUGGAAAGCUGCCUUUGUUGAAAUAGGUCAACUAAAAGGGUGGCAUAUAAACGGAGACAAAACUGAUAGAUCUGAUGCCGAUUACAUUAGAGAAAUUGUUCAAUAUGUCAUAGAAAAGUUGAACUGCAAAUCUAAAAGUAUUUCUGAAGGAGUGGUUGGAAUAAAUGAUCAGAAAAAAAUGGUUUUAAAUUUAAUUGAGAAAGAAGAUACUCGAGUAAUAGGACUUUGGGGAAUGGGUGGUACGGGCAAAACUACUCUUGCUGAUGUUGUCUAUCAUGAAAUCUCUCAAAAGUUUAAAAGUUGUUACUUUCUUGGAAAUGUCAGAGAGAAAAUAGAAAAACAAGGGAAGGAAUCAGUACGAAAUGAAGUUCUUUCUAAACUAUUGAACUCAAAAACUUGUAUAAACACCCUCUCUAUAGGAUCCAAUUUUACCCGACAGAGGCUCACGAAUAUGAAAGUAAUUGUUGUCUUUGAUGAUGUUAGUGACUCGUACCAAAUAGAUCAUAUGGGUGUGGAAUAUUUUGGUGCUGGAAGUAAAAUAAUUGUAACAUCCAGAGAUAGACAAGUGCUUAACAAUGCAGGAGCUAACAAAAUACAUGAAAUGAAGAUGUUAGAAGAGAACGACUCUCUUCAACUUUUUUCUACAUUUGCGUUUAAGCAUUUGAAUCCUCCUCCUGAUUUUCGAGAUCUAUCGUAUAUGUUUUUGAGGUAUGCCCAGGGUAAUCCGCUAGCUCUGAUAGCUUUGGGCUCUAAACUAUAUACAAAGGAUAGAAAAGUGUGGGUAGAUGAGGGGGAUAAACUCGGGGAAAUUCCACAUCCUAAACUUGUACAUAUUUUGAGGAGAAGUUUUGAUGAGUUGGAUGAUUCGGAUAAGAAUAUAUUUCUUGAUAUUGCUUGCUUCUUGAAAGGGGAACCCAACAGCUUUGUAGAAGAAAUUCUUAGUUGCUUAUAUAAGGGUGUUGUGAGUGGAAUAAGCAACUUACUUGAUAAAUGCCUACUUCAUAUGGAUUCUUAUGGACGAAUUUCUAUGCAUGAUAUGCUUGAAGAGAUGGGAAAGGACAUUGUUCAUCAAGGACUUACAGACCCGAGAAAACGCAGUAGGUUAUGGACUCUUAAAGACGUGAAUCAAGUGCUCAGUUAUAAUAAAGUGAAUAUAUCAAUUCAAGGAAUAAAAUUAGUCACGACAAGAAUUAGAGACAUGGUACUAUUAUGUCCUAAUUUUGGGAACAUACUUAAUCUUAGAUAUCUCCACCUCCGUAUCGGGUAUUUGUCGGAAAAUGAGAAGCAACUUGUUAGCGUAUCUCUUCCUAAUGAGUUGAAGUAUCUUUGUUGGAUGUUUUACCCUUUCAAAUCCAUGCCAUCAAGUUUUAGUCCAAAGAAUCUCGUCGUUUUGAAAUUACAAUUUGGCUAUAUGGAAUACCUUUGGAACGAAGAUGAUCAGGAUCUUGAUAAUUUAAGGGAAAUUGAUGUUUGUUUCUGCAAGAAACUAAAGAAGAUUCCUAAUCUAUCGAGAGCCAUCAACCUUCAAAGCCUUGUAUGUACGGGGUGUGAAAGUUUGGUUGAGCUUCCUAAACUCAACCUUUUGACGUCUCUUAAAAAGCUUGAAUUUGAGGGAUGUCAUAAACUCGAGAAGUUUCCUGAGCUCCCGAAUAACUUUUCUGAGUUAGAUUUAUCACACACCGGAUUAGAUUUAUCACACACCGGAAUCGAAACGGUGCCGGAUUCGAUUCAGCAUCUUGUCGGAAGAGAGUUGAUAUUAAGAUACUCGAAGGUGGAACAUGUAUCAGGCAACAUUUCAAGGUUAGAAUCCCUUGGUGAGUUGGAUCUUUUUCAUUGCAAAAGCCUUAAAACCCUCUCAAAGCUUCCGAGAUACCUGCGGUGGUUGGAUGUAGAUGAAUGCUUAUCAUUAGAACAAGUAUCGUUCACUGAUCUCGAUUCGAAUUGUUCUUUACAUGAUGGUGAUGGUGAUGGUGAUGAUGAUGCUCCGGAUCCGGAAUACGUUUCCAUGUCAUUCUCAAAUUGCAGAAGCUUGAAUCAAGAUUCAAUUAAAAACAUUGAGACAAAUGCCAUGCUUCGAAUUCGAUCACUAGCGCCGAGAUGGGCAAGGAGGAAAGGGAUUGCCGAAGAGAGUUGUUCUCGAAAGCAAUUGCUUUGCUGCUUCUCAGGAAAAGAAGUUUCAGCACAUGAAUUUGAGCAUCGAAGUGUGAAUUCUUGGUUAAGUUUGAAGAUAACACCAAAUGGGAGCAGGUUCUUAGCUUUUGCAAUCUGCGUGGUGGUUGAUUUAACGCGUGUAAACCGAUAUCUUGAAUUCAUCUGCAAGUAUCGACUGACAGCCGCCGGUGGUGAAAAGCUCCAAAGUGAGUGCCGUCUUUGUUAUAUUUCGAAAGAGAUGUAUAGGUACAAGGGUGAACAUGUGUUGAUUAUGUUUAACGAGGAUAUGAUCAUAAUAAACAAUGAUUACGAGGAGGCAUCAUUUGAAUUAUACAUCAGAAACCAUUUCAUCGGAGAAGAAACUCAAGUGGAGAAAUGGGGCGUUCGUGUAUUUCACGUCGAUGCACAGAAUUACGACCAUUCUGCUACUACAGCAAAAAGGUUUAGCCAUGUUGAUGGUGAAGAAGGGAGUGGAUGGCCUAAAAGAUUCGGGCGGUUUCAGUUUUUAAAUCAUUGGGUUAUGCUUUUGAGAAGAUGCAUAGGUAAAUUUCCAACUUGA